This is a messenger RNA of Ostrinia nubilalis (European corn borer), 387 nucleotides long. RefSeq names its product KN motif and ankyrin repeat domain-containing protein 3-like. Gene Ontology annotation, molecular function: protein binding. Gene Ontology annotation, biological process: protein localization to ciliary inversin compartment. The record is from RefSeq and is a predicted model, not a curated record. Bases 1 to 387 code for a protein of 128 amino acids. Lineage: Eukaryota; Metazoa; Arthropoda; Insecta; Lepidoptera; Crambidae. The transcript is spliced from 4 exons. Gene Ontology annotation, cellular component: ciliary inversin compartment.
AUGAAGUGUCCUGAGGCUUUGACGGAGACAACAGGCAUGACCCCGCUGAUGUUCGCGGUGAAGGACAACCGGACCUCCUUCGUGGAGCGGCUCAUCGAGCUAGGGUCAGACGUCGGCGCCAGGAACAAUGACAACUACAACGUGCUGCACAUAUCGGCGAUGUACGCGAGGGAGGACAUCGUUAAGCUGUUGCUCUCCAAGAGAGGGGUGGACCCUUUUGCCACUGGAGGGAGCCGACAACAGACGGCAGUGCACCUGGUGGCCAGCAGGCAGACCGGCACCGCCACCAGCAUCCUGCGCGCGCUGCUCACGGCAGCCGGGAAGGACAUCCGCCUCAGGAUCGACGGGGUAAUGAGUUUGGCUUUUGUGAAUAGGAUAUCAAAAUAG